CUUCUGUUCUCAGCGAUGGCGUCUGCUGAUCUGGGGAAGGAGUUGGAAUGUUCCGUCUGCCUGGACUUUUAUACAGAUCCUGUAACCCUGAAAUGUGGGCACAACUACUGCCGGAACUGUAUUGAUGGUGUGCUGGAUACACAGAAGGAGUAUGGAGUUUUUUCUUGUCCUGAAUGCAGAGAAGAGUUCCGGGAGCGGCCUGCACUGCACAGGAACAUCACACUGCGUAACAUUGUGGAGAAUUUCCUGUCUGCUGAGACAGAUCUGGGGAAGACCGGGAUCUUCUGUACUUACUGUAUUCACACUCCUGUACCUGCUGUGAAAUCCUGUCUGCUGUGUGAAGCUUCUCUGUGUGACAACCACCUGAGAGUCCACAGCAAGUCACCAGAACACGUCUUAUGUGACCCCACCACUUCCCUGAAGAAAAGGAAAUGUUUUGUCCAUGAGAAGAUAUUGGAGUAUUACUGCACUGAGGACUCUGCCUGUAUCUGUGCGUCCUGCAUGGCUGAAGGACACCAGGGACACUGGUUGGAGACUCUGGAUGAGGCCUCUGAGAAGAAGAAGCAGCAGCUGAGAAACGUUCUGCAGAAACUGAUGGCAGAGAGAGAAGCGACGGAGAAAAAACUCCAGGUUUUCCAGAAAAACAGGGGAAAUAUACAAGGAAAAGCAGCUGCCGAAACAAAGAGAAUCACUGCUCUGUUUAGAAACCUCAAGAAACGUUUGAAAGGCCUGGAGAAAAAAGUCCUGUAUGAGGUCUCCGGGCAGGCAGAGCAGAUCUCACUAUCAUUGUCUGGUCUGAUCCAUCAGCUGGAAAUAAAGAAGGACGAGCUGUUCAGGAAGAUGCGUCACAUUGAGGAGCUGUGUAACAUGACGGAUCCACUGACUGUCUUACAGGAAUCAGACACAGAUGACUUGUGUGAUACUGAGGAUGGAGAUGAUGAGGACAGAGAGAGACAUGAUAGACUCCUCCAUGAUGGAGGGGAUCUGGAUGUGGCUGUGAUCUCACACAUGUUGAACACAGGUUUAUCUUAUGUAAUGUCUGGGAUAAAUCAAACAUCGAGGCUGUUAGAAGUUACAGACAUAUUACUGGAUGUGAACACAGCUAGUAAUAGGCUUCAUAUAUCUGAUGACAGGAAAACUGCAUUCUGCAUAGAUUAUAAACCGAAUCGUCCAGAAGGACCAGAGAGAUUUCAGGAGUAUCCUCAGGUGUUGAGCAGUCGGAGUUUCUCCUCAGGGCGACAUUACUGGGAAGUGGAUGUCGGGGGAUCGGGUGACUGGAUAGUCGGGAUGUGUUACCCCAGUAUAGAGAGGAGAGGAGAGAAGUCACUGAUUGGAGGUAAUAAUAAGUCCUGGUGUGUGGAGAGGUGGGGGUGGGGUGAUCAGUACUCAGUGAUACAUGACAGAAAGAAGAUCACGUUACCCGGCAAAGUCUCCAGUAACAGAGUCAGGAUAGAUCUGGAUUAUGAGGCCGGGCGGAUCUCCUUUUAUGAUCUGUGUGACCCGAUCCGACACCUCCACACCUUCACCACCACCACCUUCACUGAGCCCCUCCAUGCUAUGUUAUAUUUAGGGGAUGGUUGUAUAAAGAUAUCUGAGGGAAAGACGUUGUAA
This is a messenger RNA of Nanorana parkeri, 1611 nucleotides long. RefSeq names its product E3 ubiquitin-protein ligase TRIM39-like. Bases 16 to 1611 code for a protein of 531 amino acids. NCBI's taxonomy places the organism in Eukaryota, Metazoa, Chordata, Amphibia, Anura, Dicroglossidae. The transcript has 2 exons. Gene Ontology annotation, molecular function: zinc ion binding; protein binding. The record is from RefSeq and is a predicted model, not a curated record.